AUGGGUCGUCUUCACAGCAACGGAAAGGGUAUCUCUUCGAGCGCCAUCCCAUACUCGCGCACCCCUCCAUCAUGGCUCAAGACCACCCCCGAGCAGGUCGUCGACCAGAUCUGCAAGCUCGCGAAGAAGGGCGCCACCCCAUCGCAGAUUGGUGUCUACCUCCGUGACAGCCACGGUGUCGCUCAGGUCAAGGUCGUCACUGGUAACAAGAUCCUCCGUAUCUUGAAGGGCAACGGCCUCGCACCAGAGAUCCCAGAGGACCUUUACAUGCUCAUCAAGAAGGCUGUCGCCGUCCGCAAGCAUCUCGAGCGCAACCGCAAGGACAAGGACAGCAAGUUCCGCCUCAUUCUGAUCGAGUCCCGUAUCCACCGUCUCUCCCGCUACUACAAGACCGUUGGUGCUCUCCCACCAACCUGGAGAUACGAGAGCGCCACUGCCAGCACCCUCGUCGCAUAA
Messenger RNA from Zasmidium cellare ATCC 36951, 456 nucleotides. RefSeq lists its product as uncharacterized. Gene Ontology annotation, biological process: translation. NCBI's taxonomy places the organism in Eukaryota, Fungi, Ascomycota, Dothideomycetes, Mycosphaerellales, Mycosphaerellaceae. Gene Ontology annotation, molecular function: small ribosomal subunit rRNA binding; structural constituent of ribosome. Bases 1 to 456 code for a protein of 151 amino acids. The record is from RefSeq and is a predicted model, not a curated record. Gene Ontology annotation, cellular component: ribosome; cytosolic small ribosomal subunit; nucleolus. The transcript has 4 exons.